Calypte anna (Anna's hummingbird) is the source of this 1899-nucleotide messenger RNA. It is a transcript of the gene TOMM34, whose product is annotated as translocase of outer mitochondrial membrane 34. Gene Ontology annotation, molecular function: heat shock protein binding. The transcript has 7 exons. The coding region runs from base 47 to 946 and encodes 299 amino acids. The record is from RefSeq and is a predicted model, not a curated record. Lineage: Eukaryota; Metazoa; Chordata; Aves; Apodiformes; Trochilidae. Gene Ontology annotation, cellular component: mitochondrion; cytosol.
UCUCCGGGGGGCGUGGUCUGACCGGCCCGGCCCGCAGGCUGCGGCGAUGGCGGCUUCGCCCGGUUCCCUGCGCCGGGCGGGCAAUGAGGAGUUCCGGCGCGGGCAGUACGGACCGGCAGCCGCGCUCUACACCCGCGCCUUGGAGCUGCUGGAGGCCGCAGGGGACGCCUCCGCCCCGGAGCGCAGCGCGCUGCUCGCCAACCGCGCCGCCUGCCACCUCAAGGAUGGAGCCUGCAGCCUCUGCGUCGCCGACUGCACCGGCGCACUCAACCUGGUCCCUUUUGGGAUCAAGCCCCUGCUGAGGCGGGCCGCGGCCUACGAGGCCCUGGAGCGGUACCAGCUGGCGUAUGUGGACUACAAGACGGCGCUGCAGGUGGACUGCUCCAUCCAGGCGGCACACGACGGCGUCAACAGGAUGACUAAAGCCCUGCUGGAAAAAGAUGGUGUCAACUGGCGCCAGAAGCUUCCACCAAUCCCCACAGUCCCUGUUUCUGCCCAGACAAGGUGGAGUGUUCCUUCUGCAGGAACCCCUGGGGCUGACACUCCUCCUGCAGCUGCACCAGGGGGAAAACCAGACCAGACUGCUGCUGGAACUGAGAGAGCUCGAACUCUGAAAGAAGAAGGAAAUGAACUUGUAAAGAAGGGAAACCAUAAAAAAGCAGCUGAGAAGUACAGUGAGAGUUUAAAGCUCUACCAGGAAUGUGCAACGUACACCAACAGAGCACUCUGUUACCUGGCUCUGAAGCAGUACAAGGAAGCAGUACAGGACUGCACAGAAGCUCUGAGGUUGGAUCCCAAAAAUGUUAAGGCACUCUACAGACGUGCUCAAGCACUUAAAGAAAUGAAGGAUUACAAAUCAAGCAUUGCCGAUAUCAAGAGCUUGUUAAAAACUGAACCAAAGAACACAGCUGCACUGAGAUUACUGCAAGAACUGAACAGAGCCUAGGGUAACUAAGCAACAAGGAAAGCUUUGGUUUCCACUGCAGAAAAAAGCUUUUUCCCUUCUGAUGUUACAGGGACCAAUCUUAAUACAGGAUCAGCAUUGAAAUCUAUCUUCCACUGCUACUGAGAUGUAACAGGUUCUGUGCCAGCAUAGUGAAUGUUAAGACACACAAUCUGUAUCAAACUUUGAAUUAUCUUAGAGCCAGAUAAUAAGGUUUCUGUACCCCUCCCUGAGGGGCUGACUUCCCUGGUUGAAGCCAACUUGCCUGUAAUUGUUGGCCUCAGGGAUUCUUACCGAGUUGGCUAAGAUGCAUGUAAAGUGGCUUUUCUUCUUUCUGAAGAGCUGCAGGGUUUGGGGUUUUUUGGGUCAUUAUUCAGGUGACAGUUUUGCUGCAUUUGUGCUGCUAUUACUUAAAUAAGGUUGCUGCAGGACCUGCUGCAGUUGCCCUGGCACCACAUACCAUUCUUGUAACAAGGCACAGUUACUUGCACAGGGCCAAGCUUGUUACCUCUCCCACUUGAUGCAUGCUGGCCCUCAGCUGAGUUUCUGCUGCUUAGUGUAGCUGGGCAGAUGUUUGCAGUAGCAGCUUUCUUUUGUUUUGAAUUAUUCUGCACUUUUAAGAAAACAGCAGCAAGUUAAGCCUGCCUUGUCACACUGUGCACUUCUUUGAGAUUCUGGGUGCUUGGGAAUUUUACAGUUGUUUUUUGUGUUGUUUUUUAAAAACCACUUUAGCUCCUCUGUGCCUUUUGGAGCAGUUGCUACAGGGUGUUACAGGGAGGAAGAUAUGCAGUAAUAUCCCAGCUGAAGUUUGGCUUACUAUUUUGAUGCAUGUUUAUACUUUUUGAUGUCUUUAUCUGGUAUUGAUGGCACUGACUUGUAAUGGUAGGUAAAAAGACAGGUGGAGUUACUCUGUGAACCAUCAAAACCAGUUCUCAUUAAAGCCAUGUUUAUUUUCA